AUGAUGUGCCGUGUGGGCAAAGAUGUCGCUGGUUUCAUUCAGAUGGACGACGACGGCGUGACCCUCGAACAGUGCUUCACGUACAAGGGCCGCACAGGGUUCCCGGCCGCCAUUCCCACUGCCCAACUGGGAGCCUUUUGUUACAAUGUUUCGGGCUUGGCCCACGCUCACGGCGUGGUCCACGACAUCGAGCUCGUGAGCAGCAGAUACAUCGACCACAUCCACGGCGCCACAGAUCCCAAAACAGAAGCAACAGAUACAGUGGUUCGAACUAUCGUCGACGUCGGCCACGUUCUCGCAAGAGAAGUUAUUACAGGGGUACCGCGUAUGGCCGGUACUACGAUAAUCGACAUGAUCGAUAUAAUUCGUCAUCUACCCAAAGGCCUCGGUCUCGUUUGCCUCCUCCUCGUCGCCGCCUCGAAACUCAGCCGGCAGCACCCAGCGCAGCAACAGUGCCUAAUUAUGAUGAUAUGGACAAGGAUGAUUUAUUUGGUGCUCUUCUCGCAGAGGAGAGAGGUUUAG
This is a messenger RNA of Diaporthe batatas, 522 nucleotides long. RefSeq lists its product as uncharacterized. Lineage: Eukaryota; Fungi; Ascomycota; Sordariomycetes; Diaporthales; Diaporthaceae. Bases 1 to 522 code for a protein of 173 amino acids. The transcript is spliced from 3 exons. The record is from RefSeq and is a predicted model, not a curated record.